Rotaria sp. Silwood1 is the source of this 2481-nucleotide messenger RNA. Lineage: Eukaryota; Metazoa; Rotifera; Eurotatoria; Philodinida; Philodinidae. The record is from the annotation of a GenBank genome assembly.
AUGACUGAAGCCAUUCUAGCUAGCCGCCUUCGUGAUAUUGAAGAAGAAAUGAGAACUGAACGAGAUGUACGAUACCGUCAGGAAAAGGAAUUUACAAGUUUACGUAUUGAUUUUGACGAACUUGAACAACAAUUAGAAGAAAUAACAAAUGCACGUGAUCGAGAAAUUGAAAUUAAUAAACGUUUAAGACAAGAAAAUCAUGAUUUACGUCAAAGACUUGAACUUCAAGCAACCGAAAGUGAUGAAAAUCAAAAUGGACUUCGUCGUCGUUUUCAAGAUACUGUUUCGGAUUUAACAAGUCAAGUUGAAGCCUUAAGUAAAGGAAAAGCAAGACAUGAAAAGGAAAGCAAAACAUUUAUCGUCGAAAUUGAAGAAUUAAAACUUGAAGUUGAAUCAGUAGCAAAAGCUAAAAGUCAAGCAGUAUCAAUGAGUAAAGAACUUGAAGGAAAAUUAAUUGAAAUGGGUGGCAAAGUUGAUGAUGCCAUACGACAAUUAACUGAAGUUAAUGCAGUUAAAUUACGUCUUGUUGAAGAAAAUUUAGCAUAUAGUCGUCGAAUUGAAACAAUUGAAUUUGAACUAACAUCAUUACAAACAGUUUAUAGACGAACACAAAGUGAUCUUGAAGAAGCACGUCUUCAUUUAGAAUCUGAAAUGGCUACAAAUCGUACAUUACAAUCAACAGUAAAAACUUUUCAAAUGGAUUUAGAAUCAACAAAAUUACAAUUAGAAGAUGAAAUUGAAGCUAAAACUGAAUUACAAAAAGUUUUAAUUAAAAUACAAGAAGAAGCACGUCUUUCACGGGAUCGUUAUGAAAAAGAACUUGAAGGAAAAAAUGAAGAAAUUGAAGAUCAAAGACGUAAAUUCAAUGCACGUAUUACUGAAGUUCAAGAACAGCUUACUGAAGUCCUUGCUAAAGCAAGUAAUCUUGAAAAAAUUAAACAACGUCUUCAAAGUGAAGUAGAAAAACUUGCUGAUGAAGCUGACAAACAACGUAAACGAGCAGAUGAAGCUGUUCGACGUAAUAAACAAUUAGAAAAAGAAGUUGAUGAAGCUCGACAACGUUUAAGUAUAAUAAGUGCCGAACUUGAAUCAGCUUUACAAGCUAAUCGUAAUUAUCAAAGUGAAUUGGUCAAAGUUAAAAGUUUAAAUGAGCAACUCACAGAACAAAUUGAUAUUAUUACACGUGACAAGCGUCGUCUACAAGACGAAAUCGAUGUAGCAUUAAAUCAAAUAUCCGAUUUAAAUACACGUCUUGUCGAAAUGGAUCGUCUUCGUAAACAACUCGAAGCCGAAAAAUUAUCAUUAAAUUCGACAAUUGAAGAAUAUCGUGAACAAUUACAUAUUGAAAUAGCGAAAUAUAAUGCAUUAAAUAGUCAAGUUGAAAAACUUCGUCUAGAUUAUGAAAAGAAAAUCGCUGAAAAAGAAGCAGAACUUGAUGUACUUCGUGUAAAUCAUCGAAGACAAUUAGAACAAAUGCAAACACAAAUUGAAGAACUUGAAUUACGUUAUAAAACAGAUAUUGGUCGUCUUAAAUCGAAAUAUCAAGCUGAAAUCGAUGAACUUCAUCUUCGUUUUGAUUCACUCAAGAAAGUUAAAGCUGAAUUAGAAAAUCAUUUGAAGAAAAUUCAAGCUGUUCUUAAAGAAGCACAAGAUCGUCUUCUUGAAGAACAAACAUUACAUGAAGCAACACGUGAUGCACUUAAUGUAGCUGAAAAACGAAAUGCUAUUCUUCGUGGUGAAAUCGAAGAAAUUCGUAUAUUAUAUGAACGUAGUGACAAAGCUCGUAAAACAACUGAACUUGAAUUACAUGAUUCCGAACAACGAUUAAUUGAAGCAACAUCACUUGCUAAUCGUGCUAUUGCUGAACGAAAGAAAUUUGAAGCAGAUGCUAUCCAACUUCACGGAGAAAUUCUUGAUAUACGACAAGAACUUAAGAUUGUUGAUGAAAGAGCACGAAAAUUGGGUGCUGAAUUAAUCCAUCGUGAUGAAGAAAUUCGUCAUGAACGUGAAAAGACUGCUGAAGCUGAAGCAUCAAAACGUGCAUUAGAUCAACAAUUACGUGAUUGUAGUGCUAAGAUUGAUGAAGCUGAAGCUUAUGCACGAGCUGAAGGAAAACGUAUUGCAGCUAAAUAUGAAGGACGACUUGCACAACUUGAAACAGAAAUUGAAUUAGAACGUGCUCGUUAUCAAGAACUUCUUAAAGAUUUACGUCGUAAUGAAAAACGUCUUAAGGACGUAUUAACUCAGGUUGAUGAAGAACAAACAAAAGUACUUUCACUUACGGACUCAUUAAGUAAAGUUAAUGAUAAGAUGCGUAUCUAUAAAUCACAAAUUGAAAGUGCUGAAUCAUCAGCUGCACAAGUAUUAACGCGUGCUCGCCGUCUUGAACGAGAACUUGAAGAUGCUGAAGAACGCGCUGAAAUGGUUACAACAACAUUGAUUCGUUCACGAUCUGUUCAUCGUACUCUUGAUCUUGAUUAA